CGACCUGCAGAGGAAAAGCGGAUCGAAGAGGAACAGUCCUCAAAAAUCCUUCCAAAAAGACGAAAGAACAAGAGCAAAAGUUUCCACCUGUAACUCUGACUUCUACCUGUCAUCUCAAAAUGGUCGUGAUGCUGAAGCCGUGGACGGUGCUGAUGGCCGCUGUGCUGUGUGUGCUGGUCUGUUUGGGAGCGCUGGCAGAUGCCUACCCCCCGAAACCAGAAAACCCCGGCGAGGACGCGCCGCCCGAAGAGCUGGCCAAGUACUACACAGCCCUGAGACACUACAUCAACCUGAUCACCAGGCAGAGAUAUGGAAAGCGCUCAGCUCAGGAGGACGUGGUGGCCGAGUUGCUGUUUGGCGGUGACAGCAACAGAGACCAGAGAUCAAGAUAUGAUGAAGCAUACAUGUGGUGACUCCACCAUCCUCCUACCUCCUCAGCAGGCAUUCCCUUUGGGUGCAUCCCUUAUUGCACCUGGAGGGGCCAACAUGUGCCUCUCAUCCCACCUGAAUCCAACUAAAUGACCAUCACCAACUGGAAAACACACCCCCUUAAAGUCUCUCACCAUGUUUUACAUCUAUGUCAUCACAACACCGCUGUACAUAAUUUAUUAAUUGAAUUAAAUACAUGUGUAAAAUCAGAGCAACUAAUCAUAAAGUGAAACUUUGUGUGUAUGCGUGUGUUCGAGCAUAAAGUUCUUGGUGUCUAUCACUGUUUAGAGGAGAAAAUAGUUGUUUCACUGUUGCUUGUGCAAAAAAUAGCAUCAGAAUAAAAAUGUUUUCUGUCAGAUUAAGA
Molecule: messenger RNA, 793 nt
Organism: Menidia menidia (Atlantic silverside)
Lineage: Eukaryota; Metazoa; Chordata; Actinopteri; Atheriniformes; Atherinopsidae
Source: the annotation of a GenBank genome assembly